AUGUUAAACAAGAUUAGCGCCAGCCAACAAGAAGCAUCCCCGCCACCGCUGAUCCCCCGGACAUCACCACCACGCUAUCGCCCACCGUCGCCCACAAUGUCCACUGCUUCCCUCCCCAUGUCUACCACCACCGCCCCCACCUACCAAAUCUUUGCGCAGGAGCAGUAUACCGUCUUUGUCUAUGAUGGAGGACGCAGCGACCGACGAAUCCGUCUCGGCCAGGAGUUGAUUCUACAUGAAUCGACGCUGGCGCGGACACUCGACCCCUUCCACGGACGUGUCACACGAACCCUCAAGUUUCAGGAGGAGUGGGUAAUAGUCGAGGUCUGCGGCAUCAGGAACCCGAAGCACCGGCUCGGUAUGGCAGUACGCUAUCGGCAGCUGGGAGGAUGGAUCUGGUAUGGCGCAAGGGUGGUACGAGGACUUUUGUGGACAUUUUGCAGCCUCUCCCCCAACAACUUCAGUGUUCCCCUCCCCGCACACUACCAGCUCCCGUUCAGCUACGAGCUGCAGCUCCGUCCUCGCCCCGCCAAUAGCACCGUGUCGAGUUUUGGAUCUGUACACUGGAAGUAG
This is a messenger RNA of Trametes versicolor FP-101664 SS1, 573 nucleotides long. RefSeq lists its product as uncharacterized. The transcript has a single exon. The record is from RefSeq and is a predicted model, not a curated record. The coding region runs from base 1 to 573 and encodes 190 amino acids. NCBI's taxonomy places the organism in Eukaryota, Fungi, Basidiomycota, Agaricomycetes, Polyporales, Polyporaceae.